Molecule: messenger RNA, 2041 nt
Organism: Otolemur garnettii (small-eared galago)
Lineage: Eukaryota; Metazoa; Chordata; Mammalia; Primates; Galagidae
Gene: ZNF329
Product: zinc finger protein 329
Exons: 2
Coding region: 34-1662 (542 amino acids)
Biological process (GO): regulation of transcription by RNA polymerase II
Cellular component (GO): nucleus
Molecular function (GO): DNA-binding transcription activator activity, RNA polymerase II-specific; RNA polymerase II cis-regulatory region sequence-specific DNA binding
Source: RefSeq, a predicted model, not a curated record
ACAUGGCUGCUGCCGGUUCCCCGCGCCUGGGGCAUGAGACUGAAAAUGACAGCCCAGAAUAUUCCUGAAGAACUAUCUUGUGCUGUAGAAAUGGAAGGAUUUCCAAGGGAGGUUCCCUGUUUCUCCCUUCUAGGGGAGGAUGGUUGGGACUGUGACAACCAUGAGAGACGUUUAAGGCAAUCAGCUUUAACUCCUGAGAAAGUAGAGGCUCAGAAAGCAAUUUGUGAAUAUCGUAGUUUUGGGGGUCAUUUGAGUACAAGUUCACACCUUUCACCAUCUCAGACAGUUCCUAUGACAAAUGGUUUUCAUGUACAUGAUUCAUAUGUUAGAAGUCUGGAUUGUGACUCAGCCUUACACAGUUGUCCCAAAAGUUAUGCAGCUAAGGGAACUGGUGACAGUGAUGCCUAUGAAAAAGCCUUCAAUUAUUCCACAGAAGUUGUUCAAUUUGGAAGAAGUCAAAUGAGAGGGAGAUCUUAUAAACACCCAGAAAGUGUUAAAUCUUUUAACCAUUUUACCUCUGUUGGCCAUCAGAAAAUAAUGAAAAGAGGCAAGAAACUGUAUGAGGGUAAGGACUUUGGGGACAUUUUUACCCUGAGCUCAUCUCUUAAUGAAAACAGGAGGAAUCACCCCGGAGAAAAACAGUAUAAAUGUACUGAAUGUGGCAGAUGUUUCAAACGGAACUCUUCCCUUGUUUUGCACCACCGAACUCACACUGGAGAGAAACCUUAUACCUGUAAUGAGUGUGGAAAAUCCUUCUCCAAGAACUACAACCUGAUAGUACAUCAAAGGAUCCAUACAGGCGAGAAACCUUAUACAUGCAAUAAGUGUGGGAAAGCAUUCAGUGAUGGGUCAGCUCUAACACAACACCAGAGAAUUCAUACAGGUGAGAAACCUUAUGAAUGUGUAGAAUGUGGAAAAACCUUCAACAGAAAUUCGUCCCUGAUUUUGCAUCAAAGAACUCAUACAGGGGAAAAACCUUAUAGGUGUAACGAGUGUGGAAAACCCUUCACUGACAUCUCCCACCUUACUGUGCAUCUGAGAAUCCAUACAGGUGAGAAACCCUAUGAGUGUAGCAAAUGUGGAAAGGCCUUCCGAGAUGGCUCAUACCUCACCCAGCAUGAGAGGACUCACACUGGAGAAAAGCCCUUUGAAUGUGCAGAAUGUGGGAAGUCCUUCAAUCGAAACUCUCACCUUAUUGUACAUCAAAAGAUCCAUUCUGGAGAGAAACCCUACGAAUGCAAAGAGUGUGGGAAAACAUUCAUUGAGAGUGCAUACCUCAUCAGGCACCAGAGGAUUCAUACUGGCGAGAAACCCUAUGGCUGUAAUCAAUGUCAGAAGCUUUUCAGGAACAUUGCAGGCCUCAUCCGGCAUCAGAGGACUCAUACUGGUGAGAAGCCCUAUGAGUGUAAUCAGUGUGGCAAAGCUUUCAGGGACAGCUCCUGUCUGACCAAGCACCAGAGAAUUCACACUAAGGAAACCCCAUACCAGUGUUCAGAAUGUGGGAAAUCCUUCAAACAGAACUCUCACCUAGCAGUACAUCAGAGACUUCACAGCAGGGAGGGACUCAGCCAGUGUCCUCAAUGUGGGAAAACAUUCAGAAAGAGCUCAUCUCUUGUCCGACAUCAAAGAACACACCCUGGAAAUAAACCCAUGGAAACAUAAUGCAUGUGGGCUACACUCUUCCAAUGUGUUCUCAGAAUUCUGCAUGAAGGAGGUGUGUCUUAGAUGGAACAUCUCUCUGGUCAGUAGAAAAGUUUUUUUUAAGAGAUAGGGUUUUGCUGUGUUUCUGCAGGCUGAACUUGAAUUCCUUGCCUCAAGUGAUCCUCCUACCUUGCUUUCCCACAGUGCUGGGAUUACAGGUGUGAGCCCCUAUGCCCAGCAAAAUUCUUUAAGCUAUCCAGUGAAUUGAUGAAUGUGAGACAUUUCAUGCCUUAUUGUUAACUCUAUUCAUUUUGGAAUUUCUGGAGAGAAUAUAAGAUGGUAAGAAGUGUAGGAAAAGCUUCAGGGGGGCAGUGCCUGUGGCUCAGUGAGUAGGGUGCUG